UAUACAUACAGUAAAUAUAUAUACAUAUAUAUAUAUGUGUGUGUAUAUUCUGGUAAUCUCCAAAGACAUCCGGAGGAUAUCUCAGGGAAAUAUAAAAAAGUUACAUAGGAAUAGAGUUGAGAGCAGAAAACGGGCUCUUCUUGACUGGGUGGUGGAGAGUUGUCGUCCUGGAAGUCAAAGAGUGAGAUGGAGAAGAUCAUGGAGGGGUUGAACAUUAAGAAGACUCUGCAUUCAGUGAAGAAAUACAUCGUCCUCUCCUUUCUUUGUCUUCUCCUGCUGUGUAUUUACACUGGAUACUUGAGUGGACCCCAGGCUCUAACAACCAUGAAUCACACCAACUUCUGGAACCAUAGCGUCAGCGGCAGCAGAAAUGUGACCAUCUUGCUGUGGUACUGGCCCUUUGGCUAUGUAACGUCCCUGCAGGGUGACGUGUGCUGGGACCUCUACCACAUCCCUCGCUGUAGACUGGUGGACCAGCACUCCAUGUUCUCAUCAGCUGAUGUGGUGGUCUUCCACAACAGAGAGCUGAUUCAGGGCAUCCAGAAGUUGCCCUUAGACCUUCCACGGCCCCAGGGCCAGAGGUGGGCCUGGUUGUCCCUUGAGUCACCUGCUAACAAUGGAAACUUGCAGCAGUAUGCAAAUAUCUUUAACAUGACCAUGACCUACAGGAGGAAUGCUGAUAUCAUUUUGCCCUAUGGCAUGCUGGUACCUCAGGAGACUGAGGGACAACUGGUAGAAGAUGUCACUCAGAACAAGAGCUCUCUUGUCUGUUGGGUGGUCAGUAACUAUCAGAGCCACCACAGGAGAAGCCAAGUGUACCAUGAGCUCCUCUCUGUGGUUCCUGUGAAGGUUUAUGGAAAAUGGACAAACACAAAUCUCCCCAGCAGUGACCUCUUACCUACAAUCUCACGCUGCUACUUCUAUUUGGCCUUUGAGAACUCUGUUGCCAAAGAUUAUAUCACAGAGAAGCUGUGGUGGAACGCUUAUCAAGGAGGGGCGGUACCUGUUGUCCUGGGUCCAUCAGUGAGCGACUAUAAAGCUGUGGCUCCGCCUAAUUCUUUCAUCCACGUUGAUGACUUUGCAUCUGUAAAAGAUUUGGGCAGGUACCUGGUCGAGCUGGCAAAGGACAAGAAACGCUACAGUGAAUAUUUCACCUGGAGACAGCACUGGAAAGUGAAACGGUUGGUAGAAUGGAGAGAGAGACUGUGUAAAAUCUGCGUGCACUAUGACAGUUUACCUCAGCAUAGAGUUUACAGUAAUCUCAUGGACUGGGUCAAUGCUAACUAACUGCGAUCAUCGGUGGAACCUAAAAAAAACCCAAAAACAUACAAACAUUAAUGAGGUGGGGCUGUAAUUCCCCAAGUGUGGGCCCUGGCUCCCCAGGCAGAGGACACAUUUUAAAGUGAGAGCUUCAGAAAUACAGAUGGUACUUCUCUGUUUUAAUACUAUAUGGGCCUGAGGUGGAUAAAAACAAGGUGUAAAUUAAACCAUACGUUUGCAUUCA
This is a messenger RNA of Solea solea (common sole), 1504 nucleotides long. RefSeq names its product alpha-(1,3)-fucosyltransferase 7-like. Gene Ontology annotation, molecular function: alpha-(1->3)-fucosyltransferase activity. The transcript has 3 exons. The record is from RefSeq and is a predicted model, not a curated record. Lineage: Eukaryota; Metazoa; Chordata; Actinopteri; Pleuronectiformes; Soleidae. Gene Ontology annotation, cellular component: membrane. The coding region runs from base 187 to 1287 and encodes 366 amino acids.